Messenger RNA from Fusarium subglutinans, 1317 nucleotides. Its product is annotated as glutamate decarboxylase. Lineage: Eukaryota; Fungi; Ascomycota; Sordariomycetes; Hypocreales; Nectriaceae. The coding region runs from base 1 to 1317 and encodes 438 amino acids. The transcript has 6 exons. Gene Ontology annotation, cellular component: cytosol. The record is from RefSeq and is a predicted model, not a curated record. Gene Ontology annotation, biological process: L-glutamate catabolic process. Gene Ontology annotation, molecular function: pyridoxal phosphate binding; glutamate decarboxylase activity.
AUGGACUCAAAAAGUUACCAGAAUCCUGAGCUACUCUUUGAAGACCUUCCAACAGAUGCUCUUGGCAAGGGAAUGCCAGCGUUGGCCGUCAAAUCGGGCAUUGAUCGUUUGCUUGAGCAUGAUAUCGAACCCGAACGCAAUCUUGGAAGCUUUGUAUCUACUGGCCUAAACGAUAUCGGGGAGAGUCUUCUUUUGGAGAAUUAUCAAAGAAACCUCGCUUGCCAAGGCGAGUAUGCCGGUGUUCGAAGGCGAGCAAACCUAAGAGAUGAACAGAUGAGCAAAGUCCUAAUUUUACACAGGAUACAUGACCGGUGCGUUGCAAUACUAGGAGCGCUAUGGCGUUCAUCAUGCAACGAGAAGCCAACCGGUUCUGCGGUGUCCGGUAGCUCAGAGGCUAUUUUCCUCGGCAUUCUGGCUAUGAAACGAAAAUGGCAGGCAGAAAACGGAGGUAUUGUCUCCCCGAAUGGUUCAGCCCUCAAUAUAAUCACAGGAAGUCAUGCCCAUGUCGCUGUGACAAAUGCGGCCAGAGCAAAUGACAUCGAGAUUCGUACAGUGUCAGUAGGACCAGAAAGCAAUUACAGCUUCGACCCGUCAAAGAUACAGGGACUGUUGGAUAAUUCUACCAUCGGGGUUGUCUUGACAUUGGGUAAUACAUAUACGGGACAUUUUGACCCAAUUGAGAACACUAGUAUUGUUCUAGACAACUACGAACAGUCAUAUGGUCGUAGUAUUCCCAUUCAUGUUGAUGCAGCUAGUGGUGGCUUUGUUGCGCCAUUUAACGGUGGGAAAUCUAGUCGAUGGGACUUUGCUUUGCCUCGUGUCGUUUCUAUCAACGUGUCCGGACAUAAGUUUGGCCUUACAGCUGCAGCUUUGGGCUGGAUUAUAUGGCGCGAUCGGAAAUUCCUGCCCGCGGAUUUGCUCCACGAAUCCUCCUACCUUUCAGGACAUCACGAGCUUCCAACACUUCGAUACUCUCAAUCUUCAAGCAACUUAUUGAUCCAAUACUAUCAAUUGGCUCAUCUAGGUCAUCAAGGGUUUGAAAUCGUCAUUCAAGAUCUAUUAGAGCGAUCCAGUGCUCUAGGCAAGACCUUGGAAGAAACCGGGAUGUUCACAUGCAUCAGUGAAUCCCACAGGACCUUGGCAAACACGUUACCGGUAGUUGUCUUCCGUGUAAACUCUGCAGUACAAGACCAGCGCCCGGAUUUUACUGAGCAGUGGAUUAGCGAUCAACUCUUUAAUAAGGGUUAUAGUGUUCCAUGUUCUAAACUCCCCGUCGAUGGAGAGGACAUGAAGGUCUUACGAGUAGUUUUAUACUAA